Schistosoma margrebowiei is the source of this 2193-nucleotide messenger RNA. The record is from the annotation of a GenBank genome assembly. NCBI's taxonomy places the organism in Eukaryota, Metazoa, Platyhelminthes, Trematoda, Strigeidida, Schistosomatidae.
AUGGUAGACGCGUUUACAUGCACUGCUUCGCAAGAUGUUACAAACAACAGUUGUGGAUUUCGUAGACAGUCUCUCACUCCAAAUUUUCAAGCAGGAUUACAACCGUCGGAUCAGAUACAAGAACAAACAUCAUUCGACGUAGCGGGUCGCUGCAGCAUACAUGCUCAUAUAGAAGAAAUUUCAAGAAAUUACGUCCCUACUUAUGUACACUCAAAUUUCGUCCAUGGAAUUGAUUCCAUACCUUUUGUACGAUCAUGUCCAAAUAUGGGUGAUUAUCAUGCAUUCGAAAAUGUUAAUAAUGGUCAUUCAAAUAGAUUAUUUAGUAGCCAGUUCCUGACUUCGUGCCCACCUGCUAUUCCUGAGGUGCAGUCAGAUCUAUCUCAAGACGAGGAGGUUUCUCAUCCAUGUUGCUUCUGCACUUUCUGCGCCCCAGUCAUACCAAAAACACACUGUUUUGAUAUUUGCUGUUUCAAAUCAAAGUGUUUGGUCCCAACUGUUUCACCAUGUCCACCUGAUGCUCUUUUCUGCCUACUUUUCACUGGGCAUUGCAAAUGUCCUUUGUUUUCUUUCCCCCGUCACCGAGUAACUAACGAAAAUCUUAUAAUUCUAAGCAUAAUUCAGUUGUUAUGUGGUUUCGCAGCUAUCGUCCUCUCGAGUGUUGCUUUCACCAAGGCAGUCUUUUUAUAUCAGAUGGCUACAGGAUUAUGGGCUGGAAUAUUAAUGGUGGUUACUGGAUUUCAUGGUCUUCUUGCUGCUCGUCGCCCUAUUGUAUGUGCCUUAGUAGGGUUGUUGGUGCUGUGUAUGGUUGUAAGCUUAUCUGCGUGUGUUCUCAUUUGUGUUUCUGUGGCUGGGACAAUAGAAGAUGGUUUCCUUAGCAGUACUGUUACACGGAAAGGGUUUACACGUGAACUUACGAAAAUUUCACCAAGUCACCGUGAGAACAAAACUUUCUUUCAAAGGCACGACACGAAGUCUUCAUUGGCGGUGUUAACAACCAGAACCCAGGAUUGGUCUGAUUUACAGCUUUCAGACUUUAAAAAUGUCCUGCGUGAAACAUCUGAUACCUACGUGCGCACAUACCAAGUUAUUUUGCACCUCCUUUUGUUGGUAGUCGGUAUUCUAGAAGCAUCGGUCAGUCUUGCAACAUCCAUUCUCUGUUGUCGGUGUGUUUGCUCAAAUUCUCUUAAUUUGCGAUUUCAAAAUUCGCGUUCAUUACGUACUAAUAUAGUGUCAUUCAAUGCUGCUACAGCUAAUCAAGCGGCUUCCGUGCUUCGAUCAGGUGCAAUAAAUGACUUUGUUGGUACUGGCAAUGUACUAUUAGCCCUCGAUUCAGAUGUACCUACACGAAAUUAUCCCAUCAGUAAUGCUAAUGAAGUAGUUCGUAAGCCACAAAUCCACCAUACAUUAAUCCCUUUUUUAUCGGAGUUGAAUCGUCACUCAUUAAUUCUCACACAAGCAGGUACUGGUACAGUAGCUUUAUCUGCCGCUCGUGCAGCUGCCAACCUAUUCGAUUCAGAGAGCUUCGAAACUCAAGAUCGAACUUCAGUUGCUUGCUCCUCCAGCAAUGAACAGUCCUCUAUUCGACAACCUGGUACCUUAAGUAGAUCUAUAUUUCGUCGUCUUAAAAGAUUGCGUCUUAUUCGUCCUAGUGAACCUCGUCCUCGUCUUCUGUAUACAACUCUCCAAGUCCCUAUAAAUGUUUCCAAUGCCUCCGAUUCUUCAUCUAAUCCACCUCCGUUUUCAUCUUCCACUACGAUUGUUUAUGUGAUGCUUUCUCCUACACAUGAAGAACCACCUAUGAUAUUUCCUCCCUUUCCUCCUAGUUACAAUGAGUCACAAAGGAGAUCUGGUUUGGGUGCAACUGUUACCCGCAUUCAGCGAAACCAGCGUAUAACGUUUCAGUCGAACCCAUCUCGUCGCUAUAGGAGACGUUCAGCUGGGAUAUCUCGUCCUCGUUUCCAUUCAUCUAUACGUUCGCGUUUGUCACGACUUUUAUGUCGAAAUGCAUCACAUCAGUCUAAUCUCAGAAUUAAUAACACAUCUCAACAUUCUAGAAUGCAGUGCCACCUGUCUAGGUCUGUCGCUUCUGCUCCGAUUUCUUUUGGUGAUCGAUUCAUCCAACCUGUUCUAAUAGUUGGGGACCCACCUACAAUCAGACCUACAGAAGAGCCACCUCCCAAAUAUUCUAUAUAA